Messenger RNA from Stylophora pistillata, 3692 nucleotides. RefSeq lists its product as uncharacterized. Gene Ontology annotation, cellular component: nucleus. The record is from RefSeq and is a predicted model, not a curated record. NCBI's taxonomy places the organism in Eukaryota, Metazoa, Cnidaria, Anthozoa, Scleractinia, Pocilloporidae. Gene Ontology annotation, biological process: regulation of gene expression.
AACUAAUAAAACGGAUAAGUUUGUCUCAUUAAUUAAAAAAUCACGAAUUAUCCUGAUAUAUAGGUCAGUUGUAUCUUCUUAAAGCAGCUUUUCGCCUUGUAAAGAGAGUCUUUCAAAGGAAACAUAUUUCAGCCAAUCAUGUCGCCGAUCACGGAAUCACGUGAUCUACCUACAUGGCGGGCCUUAACUUCAUUGCCUCGUGCUAACAAUCAGCCGAUUCGUCUGUAGUCGCGCUAAUAAAUUAAAUUCAAGGCUGUUCGAAAGACUUAAGGUACCUAGACGAUACCUUUGGGGCAUAAAUUUAAGAAGCCGUCUACAGACCGAAGCGUCCUUUGCAGAGGUCAGUGAUCAUGUCUUUUGAAGAUGGUGGUGAUCUAGCAUCCUUCGCUGCCAUUGCUGAGUCGGCGAUUGCCAACAAAGAAGAGGAGACUGCUGAAGCUAAGGAGGAGCCACAGGAAAUAAAGGAGGAGGAUGCUGCUAACAAUGUAGGAAGCAAUGCCAGUGAACCAAGUGAACCAGCUGCUGCCGAGGCCACAGACAGUAGCACUGCUGAAUUGACCAGUGAACAGCAGCGCACUUAUGCCAAUCUCCAGCCCAUUUUCCUUGCCAUGGAGAUGGGACAGGAAGCAGUUAACCAGGAGCAGGGUCAAGAAAGUACUACUGUAGAGAUUGGACAGCAGCAGACCACUUACAUUGCUACUACCAGUGAGCAGUUCACUCAGCCUUCCCAAGCUACUAGUAUGCUGCUUACUAGUGCAGCCACCUCAGGGGCAGAGACCCCAGCAUCUUUGGCCUCGAUUCUACAAGAUGUUGUAUCAGGAAUGCAGAGUGGAGCAGGCUCUGUUCCAGCUGCUAUCAUCACAGAUCCAAACUCUGGAACUGGAUCUUUUCUAAUUGUCAAUCAAAAUGGCGUACCCAUAGUCCGACCAGUUCUUGUUUCAAAUCUUCCAGCUGGAGGUGUGGGCCAAGGGAAUGCUGUUAGUGUGUCUGCUGAAACUCUGCAGGUGUUGACAGCAGGUCUUCAUACUGUUGAUGAUGGCUCUGCAGGAAGUGGUCAGGAGACAGUGACCGUUGAUGUUGGUGCUGAAGCUGAAGGUUCAAGUGGAGCUGGUGAAUUAUCAGUGGAAGCUACUGUUGAUAUUGGUGCAGAUACUGUUGCAGUGGUAGCUGGAGCUCAAGCUGUGACACAAGGUGACAAUGGCACUGAACUGGAAGAAGGGGAAGAAACUGUUGGAGUACAAAAGCCCAUUGCUGCUCGGGCCCCAACAGGGAAGCGCAAACUAAGUGAUGGUCCAAGGGUCUGUGAACAGUGUAACAAAAGCUUCAAGUAUCCUUCAGAUCUCAAGAAACAUUUGCAGAUUCAUACAGAUAUAAAGAAGUUUAAGUGUGAGGAUUGUGGAAGAUUUUUCCGUCGACUCCAUCAGCUCAAUGUCCAUCAGAGGAUUCAUUCCGGUGAAAAGCCUUAUGUCUGUCCCAGGUGUGGCAUGGCCUUCCGUCACGACUCCACCGUCACCAUGCACAUAAGAACUCGCCAUGACCACCUGCGCCCGUUUAAGUGCGAAGUGUGUGGCAAUCUGUUCGGACGUUUGUCUCACCUAAAGAAGCAUAUCCGCAAAGUGUGCGGCGACAACAAGAACAAGGAGAAGCCCAUAGCACAGUGCCGCUUCUGUGACGUCACCUUCUCGACCAAGGGAGAUCUGCGCAAGCACUUACUGAACUGCGAAAAGAAAGAAGCCAAAGUGAAAGCCAAAGAAGUCACCCUUCACAUUUGCGAAACUUGCAACAAAGAGUUCGCCAGCCCCUACAACCUACGACGACACCAGUUGACCCACACAGACGAGAAACCAUACCAGUGUGAAGUGUGCAACAGACAAUUCAAAGAAAAGUCCUCGCUCACCAAGCACAUCAAACGGAAACACACUGGAGUGGACCAAGGCAGUCAGACUGACGAGACUGGUGAACAGGAGGACGGCUAUGUCAAUGUUGACGUCAUAGCCGAGUCUGCAGCGGUCAGCGGUGUCACCAUGGAAACUGAAGAAACCGUUGAGGCUGGUAUUGCCGCUGAGACCGUCGAAGGAGCUUCGACUGUUGACGCCAGUUCUUUGAUUCCUGGAGAAGAAGAAGAAGAAGAAGAAGAAGAAGCCCAAGGCGGUGCUCAGCAAGUAACUGAGGUGGUACAGGCCAGCGGCGAGGUAGAAAUGGCCACUGUGGAGCUCCAACUCGCCAACGCCGCUGCAGGCACGGCUCAUUCGCACGACGCCUCAGCCCUACAGGCUGCAGUGGAAGCACUGGUCUCCGCCAGCCAACAUCAAAUAGCUGGAGUGACUCAGGAAACCAUGGAAGAAGACUCCUCCGCGGGAAAGGAGAUCUUCGAGGGAGUCACCUCCCAAGAUGCCGAGGGUGCUGCAGCACUCAUGGCGGUGUACGUGCCGGAAGUGAAACAGGCGGAAGUCAACUUGGAACUAGUGAAUGUGGAUGGCUCCAAGAUGGAGUAUGUGGAGACCACCGAGGAGGGAGAUCAGGAAAUGCCCGCCGAGGUUGGAGAAGAGGAAAGUUGAUUGACUUCAACGCACUUUUUUUAACGACUACAUCUUCAUAUGAUGAGCCUAAGGCGUCGCUUCUUCGAAGCACGUUUGCAGUGUUUGAGUUGUGCUCAGAGCUUGUAAAACCUGUAGAUAAAAGUAUGAACGAGUAUCCUUCUCACCGUUGUUUUGCAGUAAACAUCAUAACUCAGACUUAAGUGUUUGCCUUAGUUAAUCGUGCACGAAAUCAUAUCAUUGAUAGUACAGUGUUUUUGUUUCGUUUUGCUUUGUUUUCAACAGCGUAGUUCGGCUGGUAGUUGUUUAUUUUAUGCAGUGAAACUUGAACUAAACGUGAAUCGAAACGUGACUAACAAGAUCUGAUUGUUAAUUCUCCCCUCUAUCGGCUACGUACAUUCUUGCAAACUAGUCACCAGAAUUUGAUGUUAGAUCAAGAUAACAACUUCUACCGGAUCCCAUUUGAGUAUUCUCAGUAGCUGUUUGCUUGAUAAUGUAUGGAUAUUAUAGGGAGAAGUUACAUUUUAAUCACCUCUGAGAGUUUUAAAGGGUUAAGCAGUGGUUAUACUAUAGAGUCGAGGUUUCAAAUUUCUACCAGUAUUCCAGGCUAAAGUUGUUCCGUACAUAGAGGAACUUUCUCUUCUCGUGAUGGCAAUUUGAUUUAGUCACUCAGAAGUGUUUCAAAAUUAUUUGUCUUUUAUCAGCACGACUAACUUGUACCUUUUUCCCGCAAUAUUAAUACAUUUUUAUGGCGUCGGUGAGGAAGGCUACCAAAUUUAUCAAUUGUGGGACUUUUUGUUAAUGUAACGCCUUAAAUUCUCAGAAUUAACGACAGUAAGAUCUUUGCUGAAGACUGCGAGGAGAAUUAAGCGCUAAGAAUUUGGGGGUGAAAACAUCGAGGCUUUUUGAUUUUGUUAAACAGGACUUGAGUGGGAGCGAUCACUGUUCUAAAGUACAUCUUAAUCUUUGCUUUUCUGGUUACAUUAUUUUAUCAGAAGCUUAAGCGUAUACAAAUCUAAAUGUAAGUAACAAAAUUGUGCUGGUGCUCUGUAACGAUCAGAAAACAACAGUUGGUUUAUAUUACCCAACUGAAAACGAAGAAGUUGAAUUGUAUUUACCUUAAGGGAUUGAAAAUUAAAGACUUGUACUAAAUCU